Molecule: messenger RNA, 1649 nt
Organism: Leptidea sinapis
Lineage: Eukaryota; Metazoa; Arthropoda; Insecta; Lepidoptera; Pieridae
Product: myrosinase 1-like
Exons: 6
Coding region: 55-1584 (509 amino acids)
Biological process (GO): carbohydrate metabolic process
Molecular function (GO): beta-glucosidase activity
Source: RefSeq, a predicted model, not a curated record
UGUAUAUAAAGAUCGUUUAGAUAAAUUGUAACAAACGUACAUCGGAGUGCCGAGAUGAAGUAUUUUGGGAAAACAGCACUGUUAUUAUGUUUCAUUUACAUAACAAGUGCCGCCAAAUUGAAGCACACAAACAAAGAGUUUAAUCAAAAUAGAAGUUUUCCGGCUGAUUUUUUAUUUGGUGCAGCAACAGCAGCAUUUCAAGUUGAAGGAGGAUGGAACCAAGGAGGUCGCGGUUGGUCGAUGUGGGACUACCAUAUAGAGACCGAUUCUACAUUUAUUUUCGACGGUACCACUCAUGAAGUUGCAGCGGAUUCAUAUAACCAAUAUAAAAGAGACGUUGGCCUACUGAAGGAGCUAGGCGUGAAUGUGUACAGAUUUUCCGUAUCAUGGCCUAGAAUACUGCCUCUCGGCACACCGGAUUAUGUUAACCCUGAAGGAAUAGCAUACUACAAUAACCUUAUCGAUGAACUGCUCGCCAAUGGCAUAACACCAAUGAUAACUAUUUACCACUGGGAUCUGCCUCUUCGCCUAGCUGAACUUGGUGGUUGGUUGAAUGAAGAUAUUGCAACUUGGUUAGGAGAUUAUGCCAGAGUUGUUUAUCAAAAUUUCGGGGACAGAGUAAAGACUUGGCUAACAAUAAAUGAGCCAUUUAUUAUCUGUAGCCUUGGCCACGCCUUUGGAAAACACGCACCCAGAAUUGAAUCUCCUAGUGAAGGCUUCUACGAAUGCGGUCGCAAUGUGCUUCUCGCUCAUGCAAGAAUGUACCACAUUUAUUACGAUGAGUUUAAAUCGCAAGGUGGUAAGGUCGGUGUGAUCUUGAAUUGCGAUAUGGCUUUCCCUUCCACGGAUUCUCAAGACGAUGCGGAAGCAGCUGAAGAUUAUUUGGUCUUUACGCUGGGACAGUAUGCACAUCCAAUUUACUCACCACAAGGCAACUAUCCGCAGCGACUCAUUGAUAGGGUUGGCAAUGCUAGUGCUCUCGAAGGUUAUAAGCAGUCCCGUCUGAGACCUUUCACGCCUGAACAGAUAAACUAUAUCAGAGGAACUUCGGAUUUCUUCGGCCUGAAUCAUUACUCCAGUUAUUAUGUAUACAGAAAUGAUUCCUUGAAAGAUAGCUUUGUAGUGCCUUCGUUUGAAGGUGACCUGUACAUCGGUACCUACACUGAUCCCGACUGGACUACAGAGUCGAGUAUGUGGAUAUAUGGAUUCGCACCAGGGCUAUACAACCUCCUCCUGCACAUUAAGAAGGAGUACAAUGAUCCUACUAUAUACAUUACCGAAAAUGGUUCUGUGGAUAAAUUGGGCUUCUACGAUGAAGAUAAAGUAGCUUAUUUCAGAGGCUAUCUGAAUGCCGUCUUGGACGCUUUGGAGGAAGGUGUUGAUGUGAGGAUGUAUACUGCCUGGAGUCUAAUGGAUACAUUUGAGUGGGAUUAUGGAUAUUUAAUGAGAAUGGGUUUGUACCAACUGGAUACGGAUGACCCCAACAGGCCGGUAUUUCCUCGGAAAUCAGCCUUAGUAUAUAAGGAAAUUAUAAGAAGCAGAAUAAUUGAUCCCAAUUAUAAUCCAGAACCGAAUGACUUAUAAAAAAAAUUUUGCAUAAAAUCAAUUGUAUUUGUUGACAAAUUUUAAUAAUUAUAAUAUUUAAAUAA